UCCUUCCCAUUGAAUAGCCUCUGCUCCAGGACUACAACCUGUUUUAGAUUCACGACCUAUUUUAGUGCCUUCAAUCCAUUUCAUCCUUCAUGACAUUUCAAUGAUCUGGUUUACUGUACAGUUAGCAUAUAGCUUGAAAUCGAUAUCGCAAUAAUUGCGCAGUUAUAGACACAGAGAGACAACAAAGAUUCCUGCUGGUGGCAAUUGUCCUGAAAAUCAAAACGUUGCAGAGGUUGGGAAAUUAAAAAAUAAAACAGAGAACGCUGGCAGCACUCAGGUUUAGUGGAAAGGAAACCACUUAGCUGGACAGCCAGCUUUAGUGGAAAGUGAAUAUAGUUAAUGUUUGAGGGUCGGGGCCCUUCAUCAGAAGAUGUUGACCAAGAUCUUUGAUGCUGACCCACCAUCAGAAGACCAGCGUUCCGUCCUCUCAUUCCCUGGACCAGGGUGGAAGCAGAUUGACCCGCUCGUUUGCCACAAUGCUGCUUGUUGUGUUGGGUAUAUUGGCAGGCAGCUGGGAUUUUUACACACAGUGUGACUACGGCAAAUAGACAAUUAUCAGAAUCAAAAUCAGUACCUCACGUACAAAUCUAUACAAAACAUAAAUUGUUUUGUGAACUUUGGCAAAGCAGAGAUCAGGCGGCUCUCCGGGCAGCGCUCGGGUGGUGACCUCGCGCGAGGACCCGGCGGCAGCGUGUUGAUGGAGCAGAGGCCGAGCAUGGUUCUGUCUCCGGCUCCGGCACCGGCACCGGCACCGGCACCGUCUCCGGCGACAGCACCGGCUACAGCACCGGCUCGCACAAAGCUCACGCACUCCGGGGGAGUUCUGCAAAAAAACCGAGAGUUCCUCGACUUCUUCUGGGACAUCGCCAAGCCCGAGCAGGAAAUACGUCUCAUGGCGAUCAGCGGGCUGCUCGAGUACCUGAGGAGCAGCGAGGGUGACGACCUUGAAUAUACUAUCCAACGACUUAUUGAGGGCCUGGCAGCAACUCGUGAAACAGCUCGUCCUGGCUUCAGUUUGGCCCUGGCACAGGUCCUGCAAUGCAAAGAGACGAUCCUUCUGCGGACUAUCCUGGAGCAGAUCAAAAAGAAACAUAAUAUAAACUUAACCAAGAAGAAAUUCAUCAGAAAUGCUGUGUUUGGAAACUUCUUUGGUGUCCUGGCACUUUCACAAUCUGGAAGACUAAUAAAGGAGCCAGACAUUCUUUUGGAGUCAAUCCAACUUCUGCAAAGCCUUAGUAAAUAUAGGCAAUACCUCCGGGAUCUGCCAGCAAAAACUAUUAUGGACAUCCUAUCAGAGACCCCAGAGAAUGUCUUUAAGAAGAUCUUGUUUGGAGCCUUACAGGAGGACAUGUCCUCUGCUUUCAGCACCCCAGCACAGCUACAUUUGCUCCUGGUGGCUCUCCAACGCUUCCCAAAAGUUCUGAAACCUAAGAAUCUGAAAAAGUUGCUUGGAUCCUCUGCCAUUUUGUCAUCGGAAAAUGUUGCCAAGUUAAUUGAGUUGCUGAAAGUUGCUGCUAGGUCUGUGAAGAAAGAUCAAACUCUUCCGCCGCUUGCUCUGGACCUGGUGCGUGUUACCUUACAGGAGGGUACAUUUGAAAUGUUCUGGAAGGACGUGGUGGAGAAUGGCUUGCUCAAAGAGCCCUCUGGGCCCACCAGCUACUUUUGUUUCCGGUUACUUGGUGCCUCGUUGCCGUUGCUAAGUCUGUCGCAGCUCAACCUUGUUCUCACAGGAGAAGUGAUGAGGCACUAUGGGGACCAUGUGGUUAUAGCUCAGCUCCCAAAAAGGUUCAGAUUUGGAUCUGAAAUGACAAACUUGGUUGAUUCAUUCCUUGAAAGCACCCAGGAUGAGGCAAAACAAUUCAUGGUGAUAAAAGGUUUUUCGAGCCUCACUAACUAUGGUCACCCCGUAAUUCCCAGCUACUGGAAAGUAGUCUGUCGUUUGCAGUCCUCAGUUUUGGUGAAAUACGUCGAUUGGUUGAAAAACAUGUUCACCAGCCCAGAUUUCGACAUUUGCACAGAAUUCAUUACCAAGCGGCAGAAAGAGAACAAGCAGGCAAUUGACAGAACUCAGCACUCAGUGAUACGACUGAGGUCAUGGAUUGUCGCCCGUCUGAUCUCGAUUGUGGACAAUUGGCAAGCGAAGAAAGAGGAGGAUCUGGUGAUGGAUAUUGCCAGGUUUAUUUUCUUCCAUGCUUUCUUCGGAGCUAAACGUUAUACAUCUGAUAUUCCCGAGACUGAAGUCACGCUGACCAUUCCUCUGGAUGAAAAGACACGGGAUAUGAUGGAAAGCUCCUUCUUUUGUCUAUUGAACCACCUGAAUUCCCUGCCUCCAUUGGGCGACUCUGCAGAAUUGGGGGACAAGAAUCAGAAGCGUGUGUUCGGUGUUACAGCGGAUGGGAAUCUGUGGAUCUACUGUUUGGUUCAAUAUGCAAGUGUCCUGUUGUCACAGGAAAGGUCUGUCCAAGCUGUUAAACCCUUCACGCAAAUCCAGAGAAAAGCCUGGGAUCGAAUGCUUCAGUCUGUAGAAGAUCUGCAAAAAAAAUCAAAAACUGCUCAGAAACAAGAGGCCUCUGCUUUCCAGCUGCUCUUCCUGCUUGUUGGCAUACAGCUCUUCAAGGUUGGAGAGGAUUCUCUGGCACUAUUAAGUGACCUGCACAAGUGUGUGGAGGAAUGGGAGCAGAAGAAAAUCAAAAAGCAUUCAACGCACGUAACAAGAAAGGAAGAACCAGAUUGGGUUGAAGUGAUGGUCGAAAUCUUGCUCUCCUUUCUCUCUCAACCAAAUCGUUUGAUGCGGCAAGUCUCAAACAUGAUGUUUACGCGAAUCUGUCCCCACGUGACAAAGGAAGCACUGCAACUCAUCCUAGAUGUUUUUAACCCAGAAUCUGAAGAAGGUGAAGAGAGUGCCUUGAUAGUAACUGAAGACUUUGAGAAAUCGCAAACGAAAGCCGACUGGUCGAAUGACGAUGAGAUGGAGGACGAGAGCGACAGUGAUGAGUCGGAGGAGGAGGAAGACAACAAUGACAAUGAUGAUGGUGCUGAUGACAGUGAUGAGGACAAAAGUGAAGAGGAUGCUGAGGAGGAGAGGGAGGAGCCUGUAGAUGAGAAUUUCCGCAUGGAAUUGAUGAAAGUCCUGCAGACAACCAACGCUAUCUCGAAGGAGGGUGAGAGCAGCAGUGACGAAGAAGCAGAUGAUGAAACAAUGAUGGCAUUGGACAAGAAUAUUGCUGCCCUGUUCUCUGAACGCAAGAAACGACUUCAGGCCGCAAAAGACAAGAAGGAAAAAAUGAUGAAAGAAAAGGCACUAAGGAAAAAUUUUAAAAUAAAGGUCUUGGACCUCAUUGAAGUCUUCCUUGCGAAGCAACCCGAGAAUCCACUAAUCUUCGAUAUCAUUGAGCCUUUGAUUGCAAUCAUUGAAGAAAACCUGAGCUCUCAUUCAAAUCAGCAGGAGCAAGACUACCUUCGCAAGGCCGCAGACAUCUUCAAGAAUCAGCUCUGCAAAGCCAAGUCCUACUGCCAAAACAUCUCCGAGAUGAAGGAAGAUUUGCACAUGUUGAUGGAGCGAUUGGUGUCUCGAGCCUCCAAGCAAUCAGAUUCUUCAGUAUCACUUUACUGUUUCAGUGGAGCCCUUUAUCUCCUCAGAGUUCUGAAAGGAAAAGCAAUCAACCCAGCAAUAACUGACAAGACUGAAAAGGGGGGAAAAGCUGAAACUGGGCAGGUUGAUUCAUUCGGAAACAUGGAUAUGAAGAAAGUGACUGAACUUUAUCAGGGGGCCCUGACGCGGUUUAUGACCAGGCGGAAGUGUUCCCUAACCGGAUCCAUGUUCAGUAAUCUCUUCAGUCGUUUCCCGGUCAUGUGUGAACGGCUGUUGCCACUUGCCAUUGUGUCCAUAACUGAUGGAAUCCGAGAACACCAGCGGGGUCAGGCCUGCUGUCUCGUCCUGCAGGCUCUCCAAUCCCAGGAUGUGAGGCAAUCUUUCCCAGGCGACAAGUGGAACGAGCUCAUCACUGAAGUUAAUAGUCAAGUCACACAGUGUUUGAAGACUGUAACUGCUGUCAAACUAAAGGUGGAACAGGAGGAAGUUAGAAAAUGCUUGGUGCUGGUUCAGUUCCUUAUCAAGACUGUGACUCAACAGAAGCUUGAUAUCUCGUUAGCCGAGCUGACUUCUGUCCUGCAAUCGCUGGAGGAGCUGGAAGAUAUCUGCAAGAUCUCUGAUUUAUAUUGGCACGUAAUGAAGCUACUUGGAUUCAAAAAACCGCAGAAGGUGAAGGUCAAAGCGCAGUUGCCAAAUCCCGCAGAAGCACCGGGAACUCUUAAGAAAAAGAAGGGGUUUCUCCCUGAAACCAAGAAGCGGAAGAACUGGAAGAAAAAGAAAAUCCCAACCCUGGAGAAUGAGCAGAUUAAGAAAGAAAAUCCUGAUGGAAAAUCUGAUGAAGCUCCAAAGGCCACAAGUGACAGAACGGACAAAAAGAAAAAGAAGAGGUUUAGGAAAUGGAAGAAGACUCCAAAGGAAAAUGCAGCAGGUAACACGGAGAAAACCCAGGAACCCCCAGCUAAAAAGUCCAAAAAUAAAUCUGAUGGAGGCAAGUCCAAUCAACUAGGUUGAUUGAACAAUUGAAGGUGAAGUGUACACAUGAAAGAAUACCCAGAGACAGAGCAGCAGAGUAAUUGUUGAAAACUAGAUAAAUGAAGAGUGAGGAAAGUUUGAUUCCAGACUUUCUAUGGAUCUUGAGACCUGGACGACAGGCAUGAGAACUCGGCGACUGAGGAUAGGUUUCUAAUGAUCCUCAAUUUGAAUAUUGCAUACCAAGGACUUGUAACGGACAGUCAGCAUGCACAUGAAAUAUUUUUAUUAAACAUUGAACCCCAUGGUCCAAAAAUGUGAUAUAAUAUUUGCAGUGCUGCAGGUUUCUGCACCAUUUUUCCGCUGAUGUUUAAAAUAUUCCUUUUUAUAAUUCUAUGCUGUGCCUUAGCUGGUCUUGUUCCACCUUUAAUUAUCAUUUCAGACACAGUGUGUGUCUCAACCAGGUAGGUAGGAGAGCUGGCUGUGGUUAUCACUCCUCUUCCCCCCCCCCUCCAAAAAAAUGCUUUGUUCAUAUUGGACUUUAAAAAAUAAAAGCAGUGGUCAUUA
This is a messenger RNA of Amblyraja radiata (thorny skate), 5128 nucleotides long. RefSeq names its product MYB binding protein (P160) 1a (gene mybbp1a). The record is from RefSeq and is a predicted model, not a curated record. Gene Ontology annotation, cellular component: nucleolus. Bases 698 to 4603 code for a protein of 1301 amino acids. Gene Ontology annotation, molecular function: transcription corepressor activity; sequence-specific DNA binding; transcription factor binding. The transcript has 27 exons. Gene Ontology annotation, biological process: regulation of DNA-templated transcription. Lineage: Eukaryota; Metazoa; Chordata; Chondrichthyes; Rajiformes; Rajidae.